Penicillium soppii is the source of this 1599-nucleotide messenger RNA. Its product is annotated as NAD-dependent succinate-semialdehyde dehydrogenase. The transcript is spliced from 4 exons. Gene Ontology annotation, biological process: GABA catabolic process. Lineage: Eukaryota; Fungi; Ascomycota; Eurotiomycetes; Eurotiales; Aspergillaceae. Bases 1 to 1599 code for a protein of 532 amino acids. Gene Ontology annotation, molecular function: succinate-semialdehyde dehydrogenase (NAD+) activity. The record is from RefSeq and is a predicted model, not a curated record.
AUGGACCGCAUCAUUCGCCCUGUCGCCCGUCAAUUGCUGAGACCCCGACCGAGAUAUCCCUUCAGAAUUCCCCCAACCGCUCACGCUCAGAGACUCUACACAAUGGGACACAGCGCGCCUCAGUUGAAAGACCAGUCGCUCUUCAUCCAAAAGUCGUACAUUAAUGGCGAAUGGGUCGAUGCGAAUUCCGGCGAGACCUUUGAGGUCCACGACCCGGCCACUGGCAAACUGAUCGGAACAUGCCCCGAGCUCGAUACUGCCGACGUCGAAAAGGCGAUCCAGGCCGCCUCAGAGGCUUUCCCCAAAUUCCGCACAACCCUUGGCCGCGAGCGCGCGCGCAUGCUCCGCCGGUGGUACCAAUUGAUGAUCGAUAACGCAGAGGAUCUGGCCACGCUGAUCACAUGGGAGAACGGAAAGCCUCUGGCUGACGCAAAGGGAGAAGUCAACUAUGCCGCCAGCUUCUUCGAGUGGUUCAGUGAGGAGGCACCCCGCACAUACGGCGACACCAUCCCUGCCUCCGUGCCCGGAAACCGGGUCAUGACCGUCAAGCAGCCGGUCGGUGUUUGCGGUCUGAUUACGCCAUGGAACUUCCCCGCCGCUAUGAUCACCCGCAAGAUCGGCCCCGCCCUGGCGGCGGGUUGCACGGUCGUUGCGAAGUCUCCCCAGGAGACACCCUUCACGGCCAACGCGCUGGCUGAGCUUGCGCACCGCGCUGGAAUCCCCAAGGGCGUGGUCAACAUCGUUACCUCUUCUAAGAACACCCCCGCCGUAGGCGAGCUGAUCACCACCCACCCGGAGGUGCGCAAGGUUUCCUUCACCGGCUCGACUAAUGUCGGCCGCAUUCUCAUGAAGCAGUCCGCUUCCACGAUCAAGAAGGUCUCGUGGGAGCUGGGCGGCAACGCACCUUUCAUUGUCUUCGACGACGUUGAGGACCUCGAUGCCGCCGUCUCCGGAGCCAUCGCCUCCAAGUUCCGCAGCUCUGGCCAGACCUGCGUAUGCGCGAACCGCAUCUACGUCCAGAAGGGCAUCUACGAGGAGUUCACCAAGCGCUUCGUCCAGAAGGUCAAGGAGUUCAAGCUUGGCGGUGGUUUCGAGGACGGCAUCACCCACGGACCUGUUAUCCACGAGCGCGCCGCCAACAAGGCCCACGAGCACGUGACGGAUGCUAUCUCCAAGGGUGCAGUAGUUGCCGUUGGUGGCCAGAAGGCUACUGCGCUCGGCCCGAACUUCUACCACCCCACUGUGCUGACUGGCAUGAGCAAGGACAUGCUUCUCGCUUCGGAGGAGACCUUCGGCCCUGUCGCUGGUCUUUUCCCCUUCGAGACUGAGAAGGAGGUCGUUGACCUUGCUAACCGUGCCGAGGUCGGUCUUGCGGGUUACUUCUUCAGUGGUAAUGUCCGUCGCAUCUUCCGUGUUGCUGAGGCCCUGGAGGUCGGCAUGGUUGGUGUCAACACUGGUUUGAUCAGUGAUGUUGCCUCGCCCUUCGGUGGUGUCAAGCAGAGUGGCUUCGGUCGUGAGGGCAGCAAGUACGGUAUCGAUGAGUUCAUGACUAUUAAGAGUGUGACUUUUGGCGGCAUGGGUGAGCCCCUGCAGGAGUAA